AUAUGUGGCAUUAUUUCCACACAAAACAAUAACCUUUCCAUCCCCAUAAUUGUUUCAAGAAUCCAAAACCAAAGAACAAUGGCCACCACUCAAAACUCUCAACCAGCUCUCCCUUUACACCUUUGUUUCUUCCUACUUACCCUUCUAAUAUUCCUUGGUUUUUCAUGGUACUCAAACUAUGAACCAAUCAUGGAAAGCAUAAUGGAUCAAGUGAAGAUGGUUCUAAUGAUUUCACCACUUCUUCUUCUACUUGUUGUUCACUUUCUUUCUAACUAUGGAGAUGGAGGUUUCUUUUCUUCUUUGAUUCCUUUGCCUGAGAGAGAGUCACUUCAUAGAGCUGGUGGAACUCCUUGGGGUGUUGGUUUGUUUCUUGUUGUUCUUCUUUUCAUGGUUUCGUACCAAUCUUCCUUUCAAGAACGUUGGUUUCCUCUACUCAGCAGGUGAAGUAAUUAAGGAGUGAUAUGAAACUUUGUUUGUAAUUAGUUACUUUAAGCAAGUGAGUUCUCUAUGUUUUUUUGUGAUAUGAGAUUUGGCUUGUUUUAAUGUUUUCAUCUUUUUUAGUUUUAUUAAUUUUUUUGUUUUUGUUUUUCGAUCUAAUGUGUAUCUAUAAGGACUUGGUGAAUCUAACCUGAUACUUUGUAUUAUGAUAUAUUUAGUAACAUAACUAGAAGUUUCGAUAUUGGUUUAUCAAUAUUGACAAUA
Molecule: messenger RNA, 702 nt
Organism: Medicago truncatula (barrel medic)
Lineage: Eukaryota; Viridiplantae; Streptophyta; Magnoliopsida; Fabales; Fabaceae
Exons: 1
Coding region: 79-444 (121 amino acids)
Source: RefSeq, a predicted model, not a curated record